CCACGCACAAAACCAAUUCCUUCAUCUCUAUAAAUACACACAUUUGCCUCCACUUCCUCUCGUUCAAACAUUUCUUCAUCCAUUAAUUCCAAUAUUUUAAAAAAUAUCCUUAUCUUCAACCAAGAAUGGGAGAGAAACAAGAAGGUGCUAAAGUUGAACAAGAGAAGAAGACAGCCACCGUAGUCUCUGCUGAGACGACCGACGGCAAGCCAAAGAGCGGCGGAGGAGAUUCCAUGGCAGCCCCGGUCGCUGCAGCCUCCUCUGCCUUUGUUUACAAAGUGGAUAUGCACUGCGAAGGCUGCGCCAAGAAGAUCAAGCGAAUGGUUAAGCACUUCGACGGAGUGAAAGAUGUAACGGCGGAUAUGGGUGGGAAUAAACUCAUGGUGGUCGGAAAAAUUGAUCCGGUGAAACUCCGGGAGAAGUUGGAGGAGAAAAUGAAGAGAAAGGUUGUACUGGCCAACCCUCCGCCUUCAUUACCGCCGAAAUCAGACUUAUCUGCCGCCGCCGCCGCCGCCGUUGGAGAGAAGAAAGCCGACGGUGUAGAUAAGGCGGCGGCUCCUACUCCUCUUCCUCCGGCAGCUCCAAAAGAGAGCUUGGUGCCUUUAAAGAUCAGACUACAUUGCGAGGGAUGUAUUCAGAAGAUCAAGAAAAUAAUAUUGAAAAUCAAAGGGGUCGAAACGGUGGCUAUUGACGGAACCAAAGACGUGGUGACGGUGAAAGGAACGAUGGACGUCAAAGAACUUGUGCCUCUCCUCACCAAAAAGCUCAAACGAACCGUCGAGCCUCUUCUUCUUCCGGCCAAAAAAGACGACGGAGCCGCCGAGAAAAAGAAUGCAGAAGCCACUCCUCCCGCCGCAAAGAAAGAAGGUCCGGCCGCCGGAGUUAACGAAGCAAAGAAGGAAGGAAGUGAAGCCGGAGAGAAGAAGAAAGAGGCCGGAGACGGCGGAGAGAAGAAGAAAGAGGCCGGAGACGGCGGAGACAAGAAGAAAGAAGCUGGUGACGGCGGGGAGAAGAAGAAAGAGGCCGGGGACGCCGAGAAGAAGGAAGGUGGCGGCGGAGGAGGAGGAGGAGGUGCGCCGGUGGCGAUGGUGAAUAAGAUGGAUUAUUAUGGGUACUCAUAUCCGACGGCUCCAAUGUAUUGGCAAGAAGGACACGUGUACGGCCAGAGUUAUUCAAUUGAAGGUCAGAGUUAUCCGGUUGGAGGUCAGAGUUAUCCGAUAGGAGGUCAGAGUUAUCCAGGUUCGGGAUACAGUUACGCGAGUGAGAGUUACGUGCCGUACUCGCAGCCAAACAUGAACGCUCCGCCUGGAAUGUUCAGCGACGAGAACCCAAACGGUUGCUCCGUUAUGUAACAAUGGGGUCGAAUUGUAAAUAUACGAAACUUUAAGGGUCUCGAUAUCUAAAACGUAGAACAUUUACAAAUGGUAGUAACUUUAGAUAAUUUUUUGAAGUUGAGAUGGAGCCAGCGGGUUCUGACGUGUAAGAUUUGUUACUUUGUUAGUUAGUUCUUUUAUAUAUUAAACGAUUAACUGCUUUACUUACUUU
Molecule: messenger RNA, 1545 nt
Organism: Eutrema salsugineum
Lineage: Eukaryota; Viridiplantae; Streptophyta; Magnoliopsida; Brassicales; Brassicaceae
Product: heavy metal-associated isoprenylated plant protein 5
Exons: 4
Coding region: 126-1352 (408 amino acids)
Molecular function (GO): metal ion binding
Source: RefSeq, a predicted model, not a curated record